Messenger RNA from Paramecium octaurelia, 223 nucleotides. The record is from the annotation of a GenBank genome assembly. Lineage: Eukaryota; Ciliophora; Oligohymenophorea; Peniculida; Parameciidae.
AUGGAUGCUUUAUUUACUGUCAUCAAUAAAGUGAAAUUGUAAACUCUAAUUUAAUUCUCAAUUAAGGACUUUAGAAUUGAACAGCCGUUGUUGGUGAUUUUGUAAGGAAAAUUAUUUUAUUUUAAUUAGAAAUGUUGAGAAGAUUUAAGACAAAGAAAUAGCAACUCAAAAAGUAAAUCAACACAUUUUAUUAUAAACUUAAUAAAAUUAUGCUUAUAGAUGA